AUGUCGCUUCCUGUCGAGAAACCAGAUUUUCAGGACUCUGGAAAUUUGGUCUACCUCAUAAUUCUACUGCAUGGAGUCGGUACGCUAAUGCCAUGGAAUAUGUUCAUUACAAUUGCUCCUGAUUACUACACUAACUACAAAAUGAAAACAUUCGACGAAAACGGUACUGCUCACGCUACCGAAUACUCGGCAAACUUCCUCAACUAUCUCGCCAUCGCCUCUCAAUUUCCUAACCUUCUUCUCAAUUUUAUUAAUAUCUUCGUAACUGUGAAGGGCGACUUAACAAAACGGAUUUCGCUUUCUCUGUUGAUCGUUGGUGCCAUGAUUAUCUUCACGAUGAGCUUCGUCUACGUUGACACAUGGUCAUGGAUGGGCGGCUUUUUUGUUAUCACUCUUCUUUCUAUAGUUCUUCUCAAUGGAGCUAAUGGAAUUUACCAGAACAGCAUAUUUGGUCUUGCAUCAGAUUUCCCCUUCAAAUUUACUAACGCUGUGAUUAUUGGCAACAAUCUUUGUGGAACUUUCGUUACCGUAGUCAGCAUCAUCACUGCUUUGGUGUCGAAGAAUACUGCAAAUGCAGCUUUCGCUUACUUUGGGAUCUCAUUGUUUACCCUUGCCAUCUGUUUCGCCUCAUUCUUCGUCGUUAUCAAUACCCAAUACAUGAUAGCACAUUUACGGCGCAAAUAUAAACAUAAGUUUUGUACGUCUAAAAGUAAACUCGGACAUCUGUUUAAGCCGGGACCGGAGAAGCUUUGGAUGGCAGUGUAUCCACGUUUGCUGUUCAUACCGUUCUUUGCUUUUUGCAAUUACAGACCACUCACCAGGUAUAACUGUUUCAUCUCCUUCUAAAC
This is a messenger RNA of Cylicostephanus goldi, 848 nucleotides long. The record is from the annotation of a GenBank genome assembly. NCBI's taxonomy places the organism in Eukaryota, Metazoa, Nematoda, Chromadorea, Rhabditida, Strongylidae.